UGUUUGUUCUACAAAGUGGCAGCACUGUUUGCGCCUUUUCUUGUUUUUUGUGCAAAUUGAUAAUAACUUUAAUUUGGUGAAAUGCCUGCAUUAACUGAACCCGACCAUACCAUAAGUUUCCAUGAGUCGAUUACGUGCUAUGAGAUAUGCAAAAAUGAUUUCGCCUACAAUCUCCUUUGCGUAGCUCACAAUAAGCAUUUGUCUCUGAUUUUAUUGGGCAUGCCGGAGGAAACCGGAGAAUUCGGGUAUAAUCAAUUGCAGGCUGUGGCCAUCAGCGAUGUCGAUGACAGGUGUGUCCAAGCUCUGGCUUUCUCACCGGACACGACGCUAAAUUUUACCCCAAAUAAUGUGGAAAUUUGUGCGGCCAUUGAGAGCAAUCUGAAAAUAUAUCGGACUGAUCUAAGCCAGCAUAAUUCUGUGCAAGUUUUAAACGGUCACAGCGACUAUAUCAAUGAUGUGUCCUGGGUGUGCGAGGGUGAAUUUCUAGCAUCGGUUAGCGAUGAUUUUACCUGUAAAUUUUGGAAUCCCAAAGGAAGUGUUGAGAAUGUUAUUACAUUCUGUCUAUCAUCAGCUGGCAUGUCAAUUAAAUCUCACUUGGAGGAUCCAAACAAAGUCUUGGUAGCCGAAAAGAGAGGUGUAAUUCAUCUUUACAAUAUACGGACCAAGCAGGCAAUAGUUUCCGUUGAGUCUCCUAAAUUUCCUUUAAUGUCGGCGGAUUGGGCUUGCAAUAAUCGUCUAUUUGUUACUGCUCUGGCUGGUGGUGACAUCGUAACCUGGGAUCUCAGUCGCCCCAUUACCCCCAUCGAUGUCAAGCAAGUCCACGAGGAUGGUGGUCGCGUUGUGCGCUUUGCUCCUGGCAGUUCGGAUCUGGUGGUGGCCAGCAUUGGUCGUCCGGAUUUGACUUUGAAAGUGUUUGCAGCCAAAUCAUUGGUACCGCUUGUAGAGGCAUCUCUAAAAACAUAUGCUGGUCUGACUUGGCAUCAACGGCUGCCCUAUAUAACAGCGGCCUCAGAUAGAAAAUUGCAUUUCUGGAAAGUGCAAAUUAAGUAAUUUUUUAUACAAAUAAAAUUAAAGAAAUGAA
Drosophila willistoni is the source of this 1081-nucleotide messenger RNA. RefSeq names its product nucleoporin Nup37 (gene Nup37). NCBI's taxonomy places the organism in Eukaryota, Metazoa, Arthropoda, Insecta, Diptera, Drosophilidae. Gene Ontology annotation, molecular function: protein binding. Gene Ontology annotation, cellular component: nuclear pore outer ring. The record is from RefSeq and is a predicted model, not a curated record. The transcript has 3 exons. Bases 82 to 1050 code for a protein of 322 amino acids.